AUGUGUCUCUUCAUCUACACCGUCUCAGCAUGCAAGCACACACAUUUUCAAAAUGUCGCUGAGUGCCCCAUCGCGCAGGGCCUCGCCGACAGCCCCGGCGCUCGGCUGAACUUGACGCUCCAACGACCUAAGUUCCUGUUCGACACGGCACAGUCAACGUCGCGCACGCCGGAGUACUACAAGGCCACAUUCGACUGUCCAAAGCGCAAAGCCGUCAGACCUGUGGCGGAACUCUGCCCACGAUGCGCUGACCAGCAGAACCUCGCUGCUGUUUCUGAGUCGCUGGAGGCGCCGCCAGCUAUGGUGUGUAACGUCGCGGGGAGCGGCAGUGCUGGAAGCGAGGUGGCGCUCGUGACGGCGAGUUCUUCUGUUAGCGAUGGAGGCACGUCAGGCACAUCAACGCCGAGGUCGUUCUGGAAGCUAACCCGCCCGAGAGAGUAUAUCUGA
Messenger RNA from Cryphonectria parasitica EP155, 447 nucleotides. RefSeq lists its product as uncharacterized. Bases 1 to 447 code for a protein of 148 amino acids. The record is from RefSeq and is a predicted model, not a curated record. NCBI's taxonomy places the organism in Eukaryota, Fungi, Ascomycota, Sordariomycetes, Diaporthales, Cryphonectriaceae. The transcript has 2 exons.